Messenger RNA from Aspergillus welwitschiae, 3279 nucleotides. Its product is annotated as ankyrin repeat-containing domain protein. Lineage: Eukaryota; Fungi; Ascomycota; Eurotiomycetes; Eurotiales; Aspergillaceae. Gene Ontology annotation, molecular function: protein binding. The record is from RefSeq and is a predicted model, not a curated record. Bases 1 to 3279 code for a protein of 1092 amino acids. The transcript is spliced from 7 exons.
AUGAAUCCUUUUCGCUCCACCCUGAUGGCCUUCAGGGAACCGAGCCCCUCUUUCCGCGAGGCUGCAAUGUGUACUUCAAUGAGAUAUUGUUACUCCCUUCUGUCAAACCAACGGUUGCCCCCUCCAAUCUGCACCAUGAGCUUCGGAUAUGGUGUCGGGGACUUCCUCGCUGUAGUGAAUCUCGCUAAGACCAUCAAGGAACGCUUUGUCAAUGCACCUGAACAAUUCAAAAAAAUUUCAGAAACCUCAAAAACCUUGUGCAAUGUCCUCCGUGAUAUCGAAAAUACCUACCAACAAGCGGGGCUUAAUACCAUGCAGAAAAGGCAUUUAGACGAUGUUUAUAGAUCUUGCUAUAAUGACUUGAAUGAACUGCUCCGCAGAUUAGACAAAUACCAGGAGUUAAACAUUGGUACUAACAGCUUAGGUGGUGCCUAUCGCCGUUUUUGGAAGAGACUCAAAUGGGACCAAGCUAGAAUGGCUGAAAUGCAUCAGAGAAUACACUCGGAUAUUCAUGUCUUCAGUCUCUUGAGUACUAGUCUGACCAGUCAGGUAGCCUUUGCAACGAAAGAGCUCGUUGACCAAAUCAACAACACCAUGGAAGAUAAAGCCUGUCAUGAGAUCCUUGAAUGGCUUACAACAGUAAAUUACGCAACUCAGCAAGAAGACUUUCUCAAACGUCGCCAGGACGGUACCGGUAAGUGGUUACUAGGCACAGACAAGUUUCAGCAGUGGAUCAACAACGAAAACAAAAAUAUCCUGUGCACGGGCAUACCUGGAGCUGGAAAAACAAUACUUACUGCUAUUGUCAUUGAAAAUCUUGAAGAGAAGUGUAAAUACGAUCGAAGUGUUGGUCUCGCCUACAUAUACUGCAACUUUCGGCGCCAUAAUGAGCAGAGUGUGGACGAUGUACUUGCGAGUCUGAUAAAGCAAUUGUGUCAAAGAAUGUUGUCUCUUCCUGAGGAUAUAAAGUCUCUAUAUGCACAACACAAGAAACGACAAACUCGGCCGAAACUCGACGAACUUUUCGAGAGCCUAUCCGUUCUGCUUGGUCACUUCUCGAGGAUCUUCAUAGUGGUAGACGCCCUUGAUGAAUAUUCAUCUAGGGAUGAAGCGCUACGCAGGUUGUUAUUGGAAUUGUUUCGUCUGCAGAGCAACAGCACAGUUAGCAUAUUUGCUACGUCACGACACAGCCCGGCCAUCCAAUCGGCAUUCGAAGGUUGUUUACAGCAAGAAAUCUCUGCUGCUGCUGAAGAUGUAAGGGCAUAUCUGGAAGGUCACAUAUCUCAGCUGUCAAGAGUCGUGCUACGCAACGAUGAGCUACAGAAGGAAAUAGUCAACGCAAUUACGAAAACGGUGAAUGGAAUGUUUCUUCUUGCUCAACUCCACCUCGACUCAUUGGAAGGAAAGCUCUCGGUAACGGCGAUUCAGAGAGCACUCAAGCAAUUGCCAUCCGGAACUGACGCCUACAAUAUUGCAUAUGAGGAAACCAUGGAACGGAUAAAUGGGAAGACGGCUGGAGAGAAGGAUCAUAUCAUCCGCUUGGUCCACCAUACCGCACAGGAGUAUUUCGAGAGAACCCAGACCCAGUGGUUUCCCCGAGCGCACUAUGACAUGGCAAAAGUCUGCAUGGCAUACUUAUCGUAUUGCCUUCAGUCAGGAGCAGGCUUACGCACAGCCGGUUAUCCCUUUGCCCGCUACUCUCGUCACUAUUGGGCACAUCAUUUUGCGCGCGCCCUUGCAAAACCAGGACUGGCACGCGGCCUCCUGCUGGACAAGAAGAAGGUCGUGCUUUGCGCACAAGAUUUCGUUACUCACUUGGGAAUUAGGAAAGCAUUUCAACUGACUGUGCAAGUGCCAGAAUUGGUGACAGAAGCCCAUCUGGCGGCAUUCUUUGGGUCGGAAAAUGCGCUGAGGGAGUUGCUAGAAGCCGGGUAUGCCUUGAAUUCCCUUGAUGCUACAAACAGAUCUCCAUUAUCAUGGGCGGCAGAGAAUGGCCAUGAGGAAGCAACCAGGUUUUUGAUCAAACAAGGACUCGUUAUAGAUCACAAAGACCGGUGGGGGCUUACUCCACUCGCGCUAGCAGCAAACAAGGGCAAUUCUGGGGUUAUGAGCUUACUCUUGAGCAAUGGAGCCAGUCCAGACUUGAGGGGAAACGCUGGCCGAACCCCUUUGAUGCUAGGUUGUCAAAAAGGCCAUGACUAUGUCAUGGAUGGCGAUACGAUGCUACGGGCCGCAUUUGAUUCUCAAAAGAAGGUAGUCGAACUUUUGCUCGAGGCAAAUUGUGACCCUAAUUUAAAAGAUGAACGUGGCUGGACCGCGCUCCACUACGCCGCUCGUAACAACCACUGCGAAGUUAUUAAGCUAUUACUGGCCAAGGGGGCUGAUCGUCUUAGUACAGAUAAUGCAGGUCGGACAGCACUUUUCAACGCAGCUAGAUACGAGAAUGGGUUUGUUGUCGACCUAUUGCUCAAACAAGGGUUCGAUCCAAACCACAUGGAUGGUUCCGGCAUGACUCCGUUGUUGCUCGCUUUGGAGCACAAAUGCUAUAGAGCUGCUAUGGAAUUAAUAAACAUUGGAAUUUGUGCGGACGUGAGAAGUAGACGUCGGGGCAUAACACCAUUGAUUUGCGCGAUCCAGGAAGACCAUCACAGGAUAGCCAGGAGCCUAUUAGACUGCGGUGCUGACCCUAACCUCACUGAUAAGAAACUCGGUCGACCUCCAUUAGUAUGGGCAGCGAGGAGAGGUAAUUAUUCGAUGGUGGAAGCAUUGUUGAGCAGAGGGGUUGACGCAGACAGCCAGGACCGCAACGGUUGGACGGCUCUGUUGGUUGCUAUAGCGUUGGAUCGCAAAGAGACUGGAGACGAAGCCCUAGUUAAGCAAAUCCUUGAGUCUGGGGGCUACCCAGAAGCUCACAGUUUCCACGUCAUGAGCCCUGUGACGCGGCCCACACGCCGUGGUUACGAGGGCAUUGUGAGAUUACUUUUGCAGUACAAGGCGAACCCGGACGCGGCAAACAGGCAAGGAUGGACGCCGUUGAUGGCCGCAGCAGCAGCAGGACGCGGAAGUACACGCCGGGAUAAGUACGGCCGCGAUGCUGCCCUCCACGCGCGAAGACAUGGGCACGACCAAAUCGCGCUACUUCUCUCGCGUCAAAUGGAUGAGACCAACAUGACCAUCAAUGAAGCUGUCUGCACCGCAGGCCAGCCGGAAAACGCUCCUCUUAUUGCUUGUCGUGCAACAGGAACACGAGAAUCGGGGAAGUCACCUGUCAGUUUGUAG